Molecule: messenger RNA, 2431 nt
Organism: Cicer arietinum (chickpea)
Lineage: Eukaryota; Viridiplantae; Streptophyta; Magnoliopsida; Fabales; Fabaceae
Biological process (GO): pyrimidine nucleobase biosynthetic process; CTP biosynthetic process
Molecular function (GO): identical protein binding; CTP synthase activity
Source: RefSeq, a predicted model, not a curated record
UUUAGUUUCUCUCUCUAGAUGUCUCAUUCUGCAGAAUGGUCUGUAUAAAUAAACCACCCAAUGCCAUAUCCUUUCUUCAUACUUCACACUUCAUUCUCACUAUUCUUCAUUUCUCAUUCAAACACAAACACACACAGAGAUUCACUUUCUCUUCUCUUCUGUUCUGUUCUGUUUAGUGUUCUGUGUGUAAAAGGGUCUUCUUUUUCUCAUUGCAUAGAGUCAUAAAAACAACAACAACAAAACAAAGCCAUUGAAAAACUUCACAAUUUUGAAGGAAAAAUGAAGUAUGUUCUUGUAACUGGUGGAGUUGUUAGUGGACUUGGAAAAGGUGUUACAGCAAGUAGUAUUGGUUUGCUUCUCAAAGCUUGUGGACUUCGUGUCACUGCCAUCAAAAUUGAUCCUUACUUGAACACAGAUGCUGGAACAAUGUCACCUAUUGAACAUGGUGAAGUUUUUGUGUUGGAUGAUGGUGGUGAGGUGGACCUGGAUCUUGGAAACUAUGAGCGCUUUAUGGAUGUAAAGUUGACCCGUGAUAAUAACAUAACUACAGGAAAGAUUUACCAGUCUGUCAUUGAUAAGGAGAGAAGAGGAGACUAUUUAGGAAAAACUGUUCAGGUUGUUCCUCAUAUCACUGAUGCUAUUCAAGAUUGGAUAGAAAGGGUGGCCCACAUACCAGUGGAUGGAAAAGAAGGUCCAGCUGAUGUAUGUGUCAUAGAAUUGGGUGGAACCAUAGGUGAUAUUGAGUCCAUGCCAUUUAUUCAAGCAUUAGGACAUUUUUCAUAUAGAGUAGGUGCUAGCAACUUCUGCUUGGUUCAUGUUAGCCUUGUUCCUGUUUUAAAUGUUGUUGGCGAACAAAAAACAAAACCUACUCAGCAUAGUGUAAGAGGACUUAGAAGCCAAGGACUAACUCCACAAAUCUUGGCAUGCCGAAGCACACUGGUACUGGACGAGAAUGCGAAGGCAAAACUCUCUCAAUUUUGCCUGAUUCCGGGGGAAAACAUAAUUACUCUUUAUGAUGUUCCCAACAUAUGGCACAUUCCUUUGCUUUUAAGAGAUCAGAAAGCUCAUGAAGCAAUAUUUGAAGUGCUCAACCUUAAAGGUAUGGCUCAAGAGCCUAAUUUAAAGGAAUGGACUAUUAGAGCUGAAUCUUGUGAUCUGCUUCAUGAGCCAGUUCGUAUUGCCUUAGUCGGAAAAUAUACAUGUCUAUCAGAUUCCUACCUAUCAGUUCUAAAGGCAUUAGUUCAUGCUUCUGUUAGUUGCCAUAAGAAACUUACUGUGGACUGGAUUUCAGCUACCAACCUUGAAGAGGCAACUGCAAAAGAGAAUCCCGAUGCUUAUAAGGCAGCAUGGAAGUUAUUAAAGGUUGCUGAUGGUAUUCUUGUUCCCGGAGGCUUUGGUGAUAGAGGAGUGCAAGGAAAAAUUAUCGCAGUUAAAUACGCGCGCGAAAACAGAAUCCCUUUCCUUGGCAUUUGUCUUGGAAUGCAAGUUGCUGUUAUAGAGUUUGCGCGAUCUGUGCUCGGUAUAAAAGAUGCUAAUAGUACUGAAUUUGAUCCGAAUACCAAAAGUCCAUGCGUCAUAUUUAUGCCUGAGGGAUCAAAAACGCAUAUGGGAGGUACAAUGCGUCUUGGAUCAAGGAGGACAUAUUUUCAAAUCAAGGAUUGCAAAUCUGCAAAAUUAUAUGGCUGCAAAAGCUUCAUUGAUGAGAGACAUCGGCAUAGAUACGAGGUGAAUCCUGAUUUGGUAACUCGCCUUGAAAAUUCUGGUCUUUCUUUUACCGGAAAGGACGAAACUGGUCAACGCAUGGAGAUUGUUGAGCUACAUAACCAUCCUUAUUUUAUUGGUGUUCAAUUCCAUCCUGAAUUUAAAUCAAGACCAGGAAGACCUUCUCCUGUGUUCUUAGGGUUUAUAGCAGCAGCAUGUGGACAACUUGAUGUAGUCUUACAGCAAUCUUCAAGAGGAGUAGGCAGUGACAUCUCAUCAGCCAAAAUAUAUCAAAAUGGAUUAGCAACAAGACAAGCUUAUAGGCCUGCAGAAUAUGUAUUUGGCAAUGGAAAUGUCAAUGGAAAUGGAAAUGGAUUGCAUUAUUAAGUGUUACUAUUAUUACUACUAGACUUUGGUUCAUGUUUUAGAGAUUUUCAUCAGGUUAAUUGGUUAAAAUAUGUGUUUGAAGGGUUUGAGUUGUUAAGACAAGUUGUUUGUACAGUGAAAUUUGAAAAACUUUGGUAGGUAUAGAGUUUUAAGAAGGAUGGAUACAGAGAUGAAGCUUGAUCCCGGUCUUUUUAAUGGGGCUAGCUCUUUUAACUAAGUUUUUAAUAUUAUAAUGCUUUGAGUUUGGAACUCUUCAUGUUUUACUGAAAUAGUAGUAUUAUAGUACUCCCUUUGUGUUUUGCAAAGAUCUGAUUCUGUCUAAUAGAGAUUUUUUAAUGCAAAA